GUGCAGUCGAGUCUGCUUUCGUAUAGGCAAACAUGUUUACUCCACGUGUACCAUGUCUCAUGCAUGCCAGGCAUAUUGCCAUCCUAUUUCCAUACGUCCAAAUUCCCAUCCAGAUACAAGAGUCAUUAGGAAGGGCAAGGGUGAAGGGAACUUGGGGAAGCAGCAGCAGCAGCAGCAGUGGCUGCAGUGCCUCCGCGACGUGUGCUAAGUGGGACAGCAAGGCAGAUCCUCCGCGCCGCUUGUUCCACCACAGCGCCACACACCACAGUCCUCGCCGCGUCUUCACACCGCUGGUAAUGUCCACGCACAAAGCUGAAGAGUCUCCGACCAAACCUCAUAACGGAAUGGCCAAUGGGUUUGGACCGAAGACUCCCUUCCUCAUCGGGGUGGCCGGAGGAACCGCCUCGGGCAAGUCCACAGUGUGUAAACGUAUCAUGGAAAAGCUUGGCCAAGACGAUAUAGAACACUCUCAGCGUCGAGUUGUCUGCAUUUCCCAAGAUGCCUUUUAUAGACCCCUCAAUCCUGAAGAAAGUUCUAAGGCCCUCAAGGGUGUCUUUAACUUUGACCAUCCUGAUGCUUUUGACAAUGAACUUGUGUUGAAAACUCUUCAGCAAAUUCUAGAUGGCAAAAUCUGCAGAAUCCCAAACUAUGAUUAUGUUACCAACUCAAGAUUGGAAAGCACAACUACCAUAUACCCUGCAGAUGUUGUACUAUUUGAAGGAAUCCUUAUGUUCUACCAGCCAGAAAUAAGAAAUCUUUUCCAUAUGAAGCUCUUUGUUGACUCAGAUGCUGACACAAGGUUGGCCAGAAGAGUGAUGAGAGACACAAGAGAGCGGGGAAGAGCCCUUGAAAUGGUGCUCCAUCAGUACACAAAUCUUGUCAAACCUGCUUUUGAAGAGUUCUGUCUACCAACCAAAAAGUUUGCAGAUGUUAUCAUCCCAAGAGGAGCAGAGAAUAUUGUUGCCAUUAACCUAAUAGUGCAGCAUAUCCAAGAGAUUGUCAACGACCGCUCAGGAAAUGGCUCCGGAAAUGGGAAUCAACAAAGAUCACGAUCAAACUCUGAUUCAAAAAUUCGAUAAGCAAAGCAUUACAGCUUUGCAGCAGUCAGAUGUAGACAUAUUUUUGUAUGAUACUAAACACCAUUGUCUACCACUUGUACUUGAUACAUAAUGGUGGAGGACAGGUGUAUGCUUGCCAAACUCAUUGCUUAUGAGGUAUUUUAGCAUUAUUAUUUUAUUUUUCCAAUUUAGUUAAUAACUUAGUAUAUAGUGGAGGUUUUUACAUAUAUUUUUUUAAAUUUCACAUGCUCAGACCAAUAGUUCUUCCUACCUACAUUGUCUGCAGUACAAAUUAAUGGAGUUUACUGUGGGGAAAAUAUACUUAAUGAAGCAGUUCAUUAACAUGUGCUCUCACACACACACACACACACACACACACACACACACACACACACACACACACACACACACACACACACACACACACACAGAGACCACAUAUUGUAGUUGAAGCAUACUUUGCUUACAACCGAGAAGGCUUAGGUUUGAGUCCCGGGUGCAGCAAGACAAAUUGGCGAGCCUCUUAAUAUGUAGGCCCGGUUCACCAAGCAGCAAGCAGGUGCACGUGUAACCCGAGUGGUUAUGGUCUUGCUGUCCAAUGUAUGGUGUGUGAAUGGUCUCAGUCCUACCUGAAGAUCAGUCAGUAUGAGCUCUGAGCUCUUUCUUUAGGGCAAUGGCUUGUUGGGUGGCCAUCAAACAACCAUAGAUAAAUCACACACACACACACACACACACACACACACACACACACACACACACACACACACACACACACACACACACACACACACACACACACACACACAUUCCCUUACACUGUUCACUAAUUCAGUGCCACUUGGGAAACUGAGAUUUGCAUUGGUGCUCUAUUUCUUUCAUUAUGAGCAACCAAAUUAAUUUUCAUGUUGGAAAAGCAAAUAAGUUUUACUGAUAAAUGAGCAGUUUCUUACCUCUUUGUGCUGGAAGACCAGGUCUUCAUUGUGUGAAAGCAUUCAGGCUUUCAAUUCCUUCUAAAAAUAUAUAAUAAUAAUAAUGAUAAUAAUAAUAAUAAAGGUUACAUGAGGUUUCUGUUCUCAUCAGUAUGUGAUCACUGUUCCAUCUGUGAUCCUCAAGGUCAUGAUGAACCUCCCCCCCCAUAUCACAUACAUUGAUUUUGUUUUAUAACAAAAUAACAACAAAAUGUGAUGCACAAUCUAUUAAUGUUGUUCUUAAGAAAACCAUGUUCUAUUGCAAGAACAAUCCUUUCAGGCCUUCGGUAUAAUAGUCUGCACACUUGUAUGAUGAAUAGCAACUUGCCUUCAGAAAUUAAUCUUUAUUAUAUUUUUAUAUAGAUUUUCUACAGUUUCUUUUGGAAAACCUCCGGGACACCAAACACAUCAGAAUUUAAAAUUCUAGUGUGUUCAAUAAUAUAUACACAGGUUUUGUAGGAUUUUAAUGCUGCUAGGAAGUGUUAUAUGGUUUAUAAUUAUGUAUAUAUUUUGACUUGCCAUCUAAGUAUUUGGUAGUUUUUCAUAUAAAUGUUACAUGUAAAUGAGACCUUAGUGAAAAAAAAUACAUUUAGGUAGUAUAAGUGUCAGCAAACCAUCUGCCAAUAUUAUGAGAAGCUAAAGCCUAAGUAUUUUAGAUAUGGAAACUGCAAGACAUGUUCUGGUCUUACCACUUCCUAGCCAUUUUUUUUUGCAUAUCACUGAAUUGUUUGAAAAAAAAAAUCCUGAUAUAUAGCAGCUAACAGACCAUUUAUUUGUUUACUUCUGUGCUGCUUAUAACUCACUCUCUAUUUCAUUGGGUGUUGUUAUUUUGCGUGUGGCCCUUCAUGUGUUUGCAUUUGACCAAUUAGCCACAGCAUUUCUUCGAUAUAUAUAUAUAUAUAUAUAUAUAUAUAUAUAUAUAUAUAUAUAUAUAUAUAUAUAUAUAUAUAUAUAUAUAUAUAUAUAUAUAUAUAUAUAUAUAUAUAUAUACCAUACUGAAGCAUUCAGGGAACAGUGACUUCAAGCUCAAGCCAAAUGUUACUAAUGGUUUGCAUUUCCGCUUAUUAAGAUACUCCAUGAAAAGUUUACAUGUUCUUAGUUAUCACCACCAUUGCAUUCAUGAAAAUUUCAGAUUAUAAGAUAUCUAGUACCUUUGUUCUCAAUCUCUCUCUCUCUCUCUCUCUCUCUCUCUCUCUCUCUCUCUCUCUCUCUCUCUCUCUCUCUCUCUCUCUCUCUCUCUCUCUCUCUCUCUCUCUCUCUCUCUCUCUCUCUCUCUCUCUCUCUCUCAGUAAGAACAAUCAUGAAGAGAUAAGUGGAAAAUGGAAUUACAUGCAUAAGAGUGAGACAGUAUGAGAAAUGAAGUGAAAAUGAAUGAAUGAGAGAGAGAGAGAGAGAGAGAGAGAGAGAGAGAGAGAGAGAGAGAGGGGGGGGGCAAGCAAUAACACUCCCUUGUCCAUAAUCUCUGACAGAAAUGGAAGAUGGGAGGUGACAGGUUUGAGAAUUGGAAAAAUGGGAAGAGACAGGAUCUGAUAGGUGAGCAGUGGCUUGUACUGCUGGUGUAUUAAUCAUGUGAGUUUUAUUUUGUUAUUCCAAUGAAUUUUUUUAAUUGAAAUUCCAGUGUUCAGGAGUGGCAAGUUUGUUAAGCCAGUUUUGGUGUGUUUUCCUGUCAAAUAUUUAUUCAAAUUUCAGUGCGUUAUUGCAGUUGCAUGUCAUAACAAAUGUGCAUUGUUGCAUACCCUAUACAGGGUGUCCUAUGAUCUAAGGUAUACUUAGAGAGUUGAUAGUUCUAGUAAAAUCUUUUAUACACACAUGAUGUGUUUUGCUCUAUUUUGCAAGAAAUUAAGGUGUACAUUGAAUAUAGCGCAAAUUGCUCCCUCUGGAUGGGCCUUCGCAUCCUCCCUUCCCUCCCUCUUGGCUCACUACGUACUUGAGUUGUACUGUGUGGCAUUAAGUGAUAAUUAUUGUUUACAAUGUAUGCAGUCGUAUAUACCCUUUCAGAAAACAGUUAACAAAUGACAACUUAAAUUUUUGUUUGUGUUUUAAGUAUAAUAAAUUUAACUGCUAUUUUCACUCGUAAGAAAACCCAUAAGCCACUUUGAAAUGUGUUACAUAUGUAGUGGUCUAUGAAAGUACAGGGAUUUCUCAAAUUAUGUGAGGGAUACGAUCCUGAAGGGAUCGUAUAAUUUAUAAAUCACAGAAAGUGAACAUGAUUACUAAAUUAAACUGUGCAGUACUUACCAAGUCUGGAGGAUUGCAUUCAGCUGACUUUAAGUUGAAGGAUAUGAGUUGUAGGAUAUCAAACAAACUUAUAAAGGAGAA
This is a messenger RNA of Portunus trituberculatus (swimming crab), 4345 nucleotides long. RefSeq names its product uridine-cytidine kinase 2-like (gene Uck). The transcript is spliced from 7 exons. The record is from RefSeq and is a predicted model, not a curated record. NCBI's taxonomy places the organism in Eukaryota, Metazoa, Arthropoda, Malacostraca, Decapoda, Portunidae. The coding region runs from base 33 to 1079 and encodes 348 amino acids. Gene Ontology annotation, cellular component: cytoplasm; cytosol. Gene Ontology annotation, molecular function: kinase activity; ATP binding.